Penicillium vulpinum is the source of this 315-nucleotide messenger RNA. RefSeq lists its product as uncharacterized. The transcript is spliced from 2 exons. Bases 1 to 315 code for a protein of 104 amino acids. NCBI's taxonomy places the organism in Eukaryota, Fungi, Ascomycota, Eurotiomycetes, Eurotiales, Aspergillaceae. The record is from RefSeq and is a predicted model, not a curated record.
AUGCAGCGUGAGGAGGCGCUACACUACAAGGCUUUAGCCUUUGAAAAGGCCACAGCUAUCGAGUCUGAUGGGGCUGAGCGUGGAGAGGCACAUAAAGAGCUCGAAGAGAUUCAAACACAAUAUGCAAGAAAUGAGUACGACCUUUACAAAGCGGAGUCUAUGCUCAAACCACGAUUCAAAGACCUUUAUGACAGCCUAAGGCGUGAUAUUAAAUGGAUUGUUCGGAUCGAGGCGGAUGUUGUAGCCGCGAUUGUGGAUGCUGUGAACAGAGGUGUCUAUCUAGAAGGAAGAAAGGUAGAGGUCAUUGCACUAUAG